AUAAGAGCUGAUUUUUCUCUGUGUUGUCUUUUUUUUUCCUAGGGGGGGGGGGUGUGGGGAGAGCUUGAACGACAAGACCCGCCUGUGCAUUUGUGCAGAGCGGUGUGUGUGCACGUACACCGGGCAGAGGAGUGGAAGCGAGGCAAGGCAGCAAGUGAAGACGAGGAGAGCUCAAUGUUUUAUUUUUGAAGGAGGGACGUUGCGAAACUGGCUUGCAAUCUUUUCUGACUCAUCGUUUGGGAAAUUAAGCAUCCUUUUUUUUUAAAUUUUUUGUACCCCCUCCUUCUCUUUGCUUCCCUGUCCCCUCCUUCCUUACCGCUGGCACCGGAGAGGAAAACAUCGUCGGAUUCUGACACUACGUUUGGACUGCUUUUGCAAAAUGCGACAUGCUUUCCUGUGAGCGGUAUGUUGUGCGCACCUCGCAGCCUGCUACACCGUGAACAGCAGCAGGACCAGCGGCACCACCACUGCGUGUGUUGUUGUUGACUUGUAACGGCUGCAACUCAGUCUGGCUGCCCACUUUUGGAUUUUAUUUCGGAUUUGGACUCGGUGGCCGGUCUUUGCAGAGCUGACGCGCUGUCAACACGCACCGUGAGGGGGGGGAGGGAAGGGAGGGGAAGGGACAGUCCUGUCACCCAACGUGGAUCCACAGUCGGGGCUGUUUAGCAGCACUGCUAGCAGCCUGCCAGGGCACUGUGUGGGCACACUGAACUACAGCUAAACCUUCUACUGUAAAACUACAUGUGCCUGGCUCCCCAAUGAUCUCCUAAUCUCUGGGAAUCGCCCCCCCCCCCCCCCGUCCAGGACUGUGGACGUCUCUGCAUCCGAAGCUGACUGCGAUCAAGAUGGAGAGCGAAAAGAAGAGGAGAAAAUACUCCACGAGCAGCAAUGACUCCGACACCACUGACAGUCAGGUGACGUCGUGGUCCAGGUCAUCCAAGAAUACGGGCACCAGCAGCACAUGGGUCCGCCACCAGCACAAGAAACCAUCAGAGGUAUUUCGUACCGACUUCAUCACGGCCAUGAAGCUGCCCGACUCGGCCCAGCUCGGCCCGGACGACUUCUACGUGCUCUCGGACCCUUGGAGACAAGAGUGGGAGAAGGGAGUGCAGGUCCCUGCCAGCCUGGAGGCCAUACCAGAGCCUGUGGUCAGGUUGCUGCCGACUGAGUCGACAGACGGUCUUUGCAACAACAGGCAGGAGAUGGAGAGCAACGCCCCGCCUCCUCCCAUCCAGCGCUACAGCUGCUAUGACCUGGAUGACCUGGAUGUUGCUUGGCUGGAGCUGGUCAACCACGAGUUCAGACAGAUGGCCUUACCAGAGCUGGACGAGCUGACGAUGGAGUGUGUUCUAGUCGAGCUGGAGAGCGCGUGCGAGGAGAAGAUGCGGCAGGCCAUCGAGACGGAGGAAGGCCUGGGCAUCGAGUACGACGAGGACGUGGUGUGUGACGUCUGCCGCUCGCCAGAGGGAGAGGAUGGCAACGAGAUGGUCUUCUGUGACAAGUGCAACGUCUGCGUUCAUCAGGCGUGCUAUGGCAUCCUGAAGGUACCCCAGGGGAACUGGUUGUGUCGGACCUGCGCUCUGGGCGUUCAGCCCAAAUGCCUACUCUGCCCCAAGAGAGGGGGGGCCCUCAAGCCCACCCGCAGUGGAACCAAGUGGGUCCACGUCAGCUGUGCCUUAUGGAUCCCUGAGGUGAGUAUAGGCUGUCCAGAGAAGAUGGAGCCCAUUACCAAGGUGUCCCACAUCCCCGCCAGCCGCUGGGCUCUGUCCUGCAGCCUGUGUCGAGAACACACAGGGACCUGCAUACAGUGCUCCAUGCCCUCCUGUAUUGUGGCCUUCCAUGUGACAUGCGCCUUCGACCACGGCCUGGAGAUGAGGACCAUCCUGGCAGAGAACGACGAGGUGCGCUUUAAAUCCUUCUGCCUGGAGCACAGCUGCAUCGCCGGCAAGAGUAGUACAACCUCCAACAACUUCUCCAGUCUGACCAGUGUGAGCCAUGGAAACCACACCACCACCAACGGAGCACACGCCGCUGCCAGACCUGACUGGGCCACCACCGCUGUCACUUCUGAGCUCCGACCGGACCAUCAGCACCUACCAAACAUCAGCAGUGACCCGGAGCAGAGGCCGGUAUUGUACCCGAUUUCGGCUUCAGAGCGAGCUGAGAGGGAACAGCUGGAGCGGGAGAAAGUGAGCAAGAGGAAACAGAAGCUCCAGGAGCUGGAGGAUGAGUUUUACCAACUGGUGGACCCCAGGGAGGUGGCCGAAAACCUGGCAAUGCCCGUCCCCCAGGUGGACUUCUUAUAUCAGUUCUGGAAGAUGAAGAGGAAGGCCAACUUUAAUCGACCUCUAGUGACCUUAAAGAGGGACGAGGUGGACAACCUGGCCCAACAGGAGCAGGACGUCCUCUACAGACGCCUCAAACUCUUCACACACCUUCGACAAGACCUGGAGAGGGUGCGUAACCUGUGCUACAUGGUGACACGGCGGGAGAAAAUGAAACACACCCUGUGCGACCUCCAAGAGAAGAUCUUUCACCUGCAGAUACAACUAUUGGAAGAGGACGUUGCUGGAGAGAAAACCCAGAAGGGAGAAAAGAGGAAGCAGAAUGGAGUGAAGGAGAAAGGGAAGGAGAGGAGGAAGAGUAGUCCUGAGAAGAAAAAGGAGAGAUUGAAGCCAGAGAAUGGCUCCCUGCUAAAAGAGCUAGGUUUGUCAAAGUCUUUCCCGUUGGACAACUCUUUGUUCGACAGCUGGCUCGCCCAGUCGGUUCAGAUCACCGCUGAUGACAUGCUGAGCCAGUGGGCUCUGGGUGCCCAGCAUCGGGACAAGAGCGGCAGCCUGCUCUCCGACCAGCUCCUACAAGGCGAGGAGAGCCUGCUAAACCUCAUGAUGGAGAACUCCAUGCAGUCCACCUGGAAAACACCUCAGCUGGGCCGCAAGCCACGAGGGAGCAACAAGCCCCGUGCUCGUGGUCUACCACAAUCCACCAGCCCCACCCUGCCCCGGGCGCUCCUGCCUGCACCGGCCGCCUCCACCGCCGGGAGCCCCUCCGCCGGCAGCCCCUCUGCGGCAAAGAGCCUCUGGGCAAGCGUGGCAGAGGAAAAGCCCAUCCAUGUGGCCCGGAAAGGAGAAAGGUCCGGCGGCUCCUCAAGGCACCACCACUCCCUUCAUCACCACCAGACAAGGAGCUCUGACCUGUACAGGGAGCCGCCGCCGCAGCCACCCAUCUCCAAAAUGGAUUCCUGUCACAUCUCGGAGGACCGCGGCCUGUGGAACAGCAUCUACACAGGGAAUGGUGUUGCAUCCUCAUCUCCACGACCGGGCUCCAGCCCCGGGUUCACGUUUCCCGACACAGGGUCGUUCAUUCGUGGCAGGGGCCCGCGGCUCCGCCUUUCCCGCCAGGGUAAAUCCAGAGGUAGAGGCGUCAGUGGAGGUGGAGGUAUAGCAGGGCUGGCGUCUGUGGGCCAUCCGCUCACAGGAAAGGGCGCGUCCCUGCUGGAUGCUGCCGAGACUGACGGGUACUUCUCCGAUGGCGAGCAGAGUGAAUCGGACACACGCUCUGGCGGACGCAAACUCCGCUUGCCGCAGUUGCAUUCUGGGAACGAGGACCUGCUGAGAAGGAGCGUGCUGGCAUCCUAAAGAACUCAGACUCAAACUAACUCACAGUUAUCCAAGCAGAGUCCCGCUAGAUAAUUGUUUCUCCAUCUGUGCCCAAUAUACAGUUCGCAAAACAUGGGUGGAUGGUUUUGUUCAACCAAAUCCCCGUCACAUUUACCAGAGGAAAAUCUCUUCAGCUCUCACCUGCUUUGUUU
Cottoperca gobio is the source of this 3811-nucleotide messenger RNA. It is a transcript of the gene jade2, whose product is annotated as jade family PHD finger 2. Gene Ontology annotation, cellular component: histone acetyltransferase complex. The transcript is spliced from 14 exons. Gene Ontology annotation, biological process: regulation of transcription by RNA polymerase II. Bases 846 to 3638 code for a protein of 930 amino acids. NCBI's taxonomy places the organism in Eukaryota, Metazoa, Chordata, Actinopteri, Perciformes, Bovichtidae. The record is from RefSeq and is a predicted model, not a curated record.